This is a messenger RNA of Erinaceus europaeus (western European hedgehog), 1422 nucleotides long. Its product is annotated as protein piccolo. The transcript has 12 exons. Gene Ontology annotation, biological process: presynaptic active zone assembly; protein localization to synapse. Gene Ontology annotation, cellular component: cytoskeleton of presynaptic active zone; axon; GABA-ergic synapse. Bases 127 to 1407 code for a protein of 426 amino acids. Gene Ontology annotation, molecular function: structural constituent of presynaptic active zone; protein binding. The record is from RefSeq and is a predicted model, not a curated record. NCBI's taxonomy places the organism in Eukaryota, Metazoa, Chordata, Mammalia, Eulipotyphla, Erinaceidae.
AAUGGAUUAGGAAUUAGAAUUGUAGGUGGCAAAGAAAUCCCUGGACAUAGUGGAGAAAUUGGAGCAUAUAUUGCCAAAAUUCUUCCUGGGGGAAGUGCAGAACAGACAGGGAAACUUAUAGAAGGGAUGCAAGUAUUGGAAUGGAAUGGAAUUCCUUUAACUUCUAAGACAUAUGAAGAAGUCCAAAGUAUCAUUAGUCAGCAAAGUGGGGAAGCAGAAAUAUGUGUAAGACUGGACCUCAAUAUGUUAUCAGAUUCUGAAAAUCCUCAGCACCUGGAACUUCAUGAACCACCAAAAGCUGUGGAUAAAGCAAAGUCCCCAGGGGUUGAUCCCAAGCAGUUGGCAGCAGAACUCCAGAAGGUUUCACUCCAGCAGUCACCACUGGUCCUGUCUUCAGUCGUUGAAAAGGGAUCUCACGUUCAUUCAGGUCCAACAUCAGCAGGAUCCAGUUCUGUUCCUAGUCCUGGGCAACCAGGGUCUCCUUCAGUAAGCAAAAAGAAACACAGCAGCAGCAAGUCUACUGAUGCAACAAAGGUUGUCUCUCACCCAAUAACAGGAGAAAUCCAGCUUCAAAUCAACUAUGAAGUUGGGAAUCUCAUAAUACAUAUCCUCCAAGCAAGAAAUCUUGUCCCCAGAGACAACAAUGGUUAUUCUGACCCUUUUGUUAAAGUAUACCUUCUUCCAGGGCGAGGACAAGUCAUGGUUGUCCAGAAUGCAAGUGCUGAGUACAAAAGGAGGACAAAGUAUGUUCAGAAAAGUCUUAAUCCAGAGUGGAAUCAAACAGUAAUUUAUAAAAGUAUCUCCAUGGAGCAGCUUAAGAAGAAAACACUGGAAGUGACAGUCUGGGAUUAUGACAGAUUUUCUUCCAAUGAUUUUCUUGGGGAGGUAUUGAUUGAUCUAUCUAGCACAUCCCAACUCGAUAACACUCCUAGGUGGUAUCCUCUCAAAGAACAGACUGAAAGCAUUGAUCAUGGAAAAUCCCAUUCCAGUCAAAGCAGCCAGCAGUCUCCAAAACCAUCUGUCAUCAAAAGCAGAAGCCAUGGUAUCUUCCCUGACCCAUCUAAGGACAUGCAGAUUCCCACCAUUGAGAAAUCUCAUAGUAGUCCUGGUAGCUCGAAAUCCUCAUCUGAAGGCCAUCUCCGCUCUCAUGGACCAUCUCGCAGUCAAAGUAAAACCAGCGUCACUCAGGCCCACCUGGAAGAUGCAGGGGCUGCUAUAGCUGCUGCAGAAGCUGCCGUGCAACAACUCCGUCUUCAACCAACAAAGUCUACCAAUCAACGGCCCGCAGAAAGCUCCGUGUCCACCGGCUCCUCCGGCAGCAGCUUUGGCAGUGGGUAUAGCGUGGACAGUGAAGGAAGCAGCAGCACUGCAGGGGAAAAUAAUCUAUUUCCUAUUCCGAGGAUGUAAGUGGUUUUGUUUUGU